AUGGUGACUUCGAGAAUACCGGCUUAUUCUCUCAAUUCGGAGUUCAACAGGGAGUUCAGAAGUUUUCGAAUCACGCGGGCCACCCCUCGCUCGACCCUCUACGCGCCUGCCAUCGUUCCGAUACACGAGUACCCUAGGGUGAGCGUGCACGAACGGAGAGAGGCGCUCAAAGCCGCUCUAGCCAAGGCUUGGUCUUCCAAGAGCAGCGACAAAAAGAAACACGACACAUGGACAGCGCCCAGCGAACAGAGCAGGGCCGGCAUAACGGCCGCGGACUUUGUCGCAAAAACGCCGUAUAAAAACGGAGCGAAUCAUGAAGAGGUUUCGCGUGUCGCACUCGUCAGACACGAAUUUGAAAGCAAAGAAGCAGAGCGUACAGCGAUGAGCCGAAUAGAAAACGGCCAACCGGCCAGCUUCACUUACGGCCGAUACAAUGGGAACGGCGUGGACAUACAGGAAACGCUGAAGAAUAACUGUGAUAAAGGGUUACACAAUAAGGAUUUAAAUUUUAGCGAUUAUCUCAACAAUGUUCCUAAAUGUAAAUCAAGCUUCGAGAGUAAUUUUAUUAUGCACGGCAGAGACGAGCGUCACAACAAACGAUACGAUGCCUCAUCUAAACGAGUCGACGAGGACGUCAACCUGAACGUCGAAUAUAAGAGCCAGAAUGGAGAGACACUCGAUUCUGUGAAAUAUUCGCGAAUCGCGAACGGUACGGAGUCGGUGCAAUAUAAAAGUUACGGUAAAGCGGAGACCGUUAAGAGCAAAUUGCUCAGCACAGAUGGUCCAAAAAGCGUGACGUCUUGCAACGGCGAGAAACCGAAUGGUUACAGUUGCUCGGAACGAAGGAAUGACCAGCAGAGGCCGCUCACCAGUGGCCCCAAGUCGGUCGUCGACCAGCGGUUAGCUGAACGCCUAGAAGUUAAGGUCGCGGAGUUGCCAGCGCUUUACCUCGGUGUGGACUCUUGGACGCCCAAGUCAGCCGCUUUCCAGAAGAGUAUGCGCGAGCACGAGUGGAGCGUAUCGUAUGUACACACGGGAUCUCGACAUUUCUUUUACUAA
Leptosia nina is the source of this 1059-nucleotide messenger RNA. The record is from the annotation of a GenBank genome assembly. NCBI's taxonomy places the organism in Eukaryota, Metazoa, Arthropoda, Insecta, Lepidoptera, Pieridae.